Molecule: messenger RNA, 3866 nt
Organism: Hemiscyllium ocellatum (epaulette shark)
Lineage: Eukaryota; Metazoa; Chordata; Chondrichthyes; Orectolobiformes; Hemiscylliidae
Gene: ppp1r12a
Product: protein phosphatase 1, regulatory subunit 12A
Exons: 26
Coding region: 87-3302 (1071 amino acids)
Biological process (GO): signal transduction
Cellular component (GO): Z disc; A band; cytoplasm
Molecular function (GO): enzyme inhibitor activity; protein kinase binding; phosphatase regulator activity
Source: RefSeq, a predicted model, not a curated record
AGAUGAGCAGCGCCAUGGCUCCCAGGGCGAUGGGAUAGCGAGCGAGCGGGAGGAGGAGAAGGCCAAGGCCCUCACACAGGCAGAAGAUGGCGGAUGCCAAGCAGAAGCGGAACGAGCAGCUGAAGCGCUGGCUUGGCUCAGAGACCGAGCUCGAGCCGCCCGUCCUCAAGAAGAAGAAAACUAAGGUCAAGUUCGACGAUGGCGCCGUGUUCCUGGCCGCCUGCUCGAGCGGCGACACCGACGAAGUGAAGAAGCUUUUGGACCGCGGCUCGGACAUUAACUACGCCAAUGUGGACGGACUGACCGCCCUGCACCAGGCAUGUAUAGAUGAUAAUCUGGAUAUGGUGAAAUUCCUAGUGGAACAUUCUGCAAAUAUUAAUCAGCCAGACAAUGAAGGUUGGAUACCAUUACAUGCUGCUGCUUCCUGUGGGUAUGCAGACAUAGCAGAGUAUUUAAUUAGUCAUGGAGCAAACGUAGCUGCAGUCAACAGUGAAGGAGAAACUCCAUUAGAUAUAGCUGAAGAAGAAGCCAUGGAAGAACUCUUGCAGGAAGAAAUUAGUAGGCAAGGAGUGGAUAUAGAAGCUGCCCGGAAAGAAGAAGAACGAAUAAUGCUUCGCGAUGCCAGGCAAUGGUUAAAUAGCGGGCAAAUAAAUGAUAACAGGCAUCCCAAAUCUGGGGGAACAGCUCUCCAUGUAGCUGCAGCUAAAGGCUACUCAGAAGUUUUGAAGCUCCUAAUCCAGGCAGGUUAUGAUGUAAAUAUCAAAGACUAUGAUGGCUGGACCCCACUUCACGCUGCAGCACACUGGGGUAAAGAGGAAACCUGCCGAAUCCUGGUGGAAAGCUUCUGCGAUAUGGAGAUGAUCAACAAAGUGGGGCAGACAGCUUUUGAUGUAGCUGAUGAAGACAUUCUUGGGUACUUGGAAGAGUUGCAAAAAAGGCAGAAUAUGCUUUUCCGGGAGAAACAAGCAAAUAAAUCCCCUUUGAUAGAGUCAACUGCGACAAUGGAGAACAACCAAGAAUUAAAACCCAUCAAAAGUAAAGAAACUCUGCUGAAUGAACAAAAGGUCCCAGUGCACAUAGAGUCUCUUGAGCAGGAGAAAGUGGACGAUGAAGAAGAGGGUAAGAAAGAUGAUUCAAGUUGUUCCAGUGAAGAAGAGGAGGAGGAAGACUCCGAGUCAGAAGCUGAAACAGAAAAAAACAAACCUAUAGCACAUGUAAAUAACGUAAACCGGAUCAACAGUGGAGGUAUCCAGUCUGCAGCAGUAGCUCCAACAAGUGUACCCACAAAUCAAGUUGCGCCAGCAUCACCAGUGAAAAAAUUAGCCACUCCGUUCAUCAAAUCUUCAAAAGAGGAAGAAAAAAAGAGGAAAGAUGAAGAAGAGAAGAAAGAUGCAUCCCCAGCAUCUUGGAGGUCUGGACUUCGCAAGACUGGAAGCUACGGUGCAUUGGCUGAAAUUAGCACUUCCAAAGAGGCACAAAAAGAGAGAGAUGUUACAGGUGUGAUGCGAUCAGCCUCCAGUCCCCGACUCUCUUCUACUCUGGAUAAUAAAGAGAAGGACAAAGAUCAGAAAGGGGCAAAGCUUGCUUAUGUUGUACCUACCAUCCCGUCCAGAAGAUUGGCCAGUACAUCAGAUAUUGAUGAGAGAGAAAUUAGAGAUUCUGCAAGUACCUUAGUACGUAGUAGUUCUUACACACGGCGACGCUGGGAAGAAGAUCUGAAGAGGAAAGAAAUCAACCAUGCAUCCACCAGCGAGGGGUCAGCUACGCAAAAUGCUGCUGUCACCAGUGUCGUGCCUGGUUAUCAAAGGAGUAAUUCGUAUCUGCUAGCAAUAGGCAGAAGUAACAGUGCCAGAGAUCUCCCAACCAGCUCUUCCUCAGCCAUCAGCUUGGAUCCUACUAAUACCAAGCCUAGGCCACCAUCUUCAACUCAGUACUCAUCUUACAGCAUCUACAAAAGUAGUUCUUUUGGUAGAAGGAAAGAGGAUUUGAUCAGUCCUAUUCAAAGUGCCAUUUCAACCAACACCAUUGCAACCAUUACCUCAUCAAGCAGCCUGCAGCCUGUUCCCAGGAGCACUGCAUCCACACCAUCUGGCAGUACCUCAAAUCGGUUCUCGACGGGGGACAAUGCAGAAAGAGACAAAGAAAAUGUUCCUUCAACGGUUGCUACAACUGGCACUGUCUCUUCAACAGCAGAGGUCAGGGAGAGACGCAGGUCGUAUUUAACUCCUGUUCGAGAUGAAGAAUCUGAGUCACAAAGAAAAGCCAGGUCGAGACAAGCGAGGCAAUCAAGGAGGUCAACACAGGGCGUUACACUAACAGACCUACAAGAAGCUGAGAAAACGAUUGGGAGAAGUCGCUUAGACCGUCGAACUAGAGAACAGGAAGACAAAGAAAAGGAGGAGAAAGAAAAGCAAGACCGAGAAAAGCAAGAGGACAAGAAUCAAGUGGAAAUUCAUGAUGACGAUCGACAACGGUUUAGUAAAAACACCGAAGAGCCUUAUCAACGUACCAGGUCAAGUACCACGACAACUUCGACUGCCACCGUCUCUGCCUUCAAUAGUUCACAUGUGGCAUCCCAACUAAAUCGACCCAACAGCCUUAUCGGCAUUACGUCUGCUUACUCUGCAUACAACAGAAGUUCUGGAGAAGUGGAUAAAGAAAUGGACAAAAGGGAGGAUGAGAGAGAUGGAGAGGAGAAAUUAGAUGACAAGUCACAAAAUAAACCAUCGAUAAGAGAGCGUAGGCGGCCUAGGGAAAAGCGGAGAUCGACAGGUGUUUCUUACUGGACGCAGGAUAGUGAUGAAAAUGAACAGGAACAGCAGUCUGACACAGAAGAUGGAACAAACAAAAAAUGUCAGAACGACAGACUUUCAAGGUUUGACACAGGGCUUUCUACUACACAUAAUGAGGGUCCUGAACAGUUAGCUAAUCGGACAGGUUUCUCUACUUAUAGGGGAAGCAAGCAAGCAUCUCUCAGGACAGAAAAGGAAGACACGCUGGAUUAUAAAAAGCUUUAUGAGCAGUUCUUGGCAGAAAAUGAGAAACUGAAGGCGAGUCUACAUGACACCAACUUGGAAUUGAAUGAGUUGAAAGUGCAAUUAGAGAAAACCACACAGAGGCAAGAAAGGAUAGCUGAUCGGUCGCUGCUAGAGAUGGAGAAAAGGGAAAGAAGAGCUCUGGAAAGGAAAAUUGCAGAAAUGGAAGAGGAGCUUAAGAUGCUACCAGAUUUGAAAGCAGACAACCAGAGGCUGAAAGAUGAAAAUGGGGCCUUGAUCAGAGUCAUCAGCAAACUUUCCAAGUAAAUAGGAUUCUGCUUGCUGUUGAUGCCAUUUCGUGAAAACUGAUCCACUCUGAAUUCAAUUGCACACAUUUCAGCAAAGUGAUCAAAAAGAGAUGGAAGUGACCAACCAGGCUCCCACCUAUAAAAAAGAUGUUUUGUGUGUGUGCGUGUGUGUGUGCGCGUGUGUGUGUAUAUAUAUAUAUAUAUAUAUAUAUAUAAAACCAUUUUAACAGAUGUUAAAACUGCUGAAGUGGAUGACUGAAAAUCUUGUUUACAGUUUUGAGGAAAGUGUUUAAAGGCAGAAGCGCCUUGAUAUUAAACCAAUAAGCCUUACUUGUAUAUAAAACACUUGCAUCAACAAACUGCUUUCAUUGUACAAUGAAGACAGUUAAGAAUACAACUAAAUGUUACUGUGCCACAGAAUUAUUUUCCUUUCUCACAUGCUUAAAAAAUGUUUAAUAUGUGCUUAACCACCUAUGUGCCAGUUCAAUUUGGGACAGCAUUCACAACCAUCCCGUUUUGGAAAAGAAUCGACUAAGGCCAAGCAAGGAGGUAACUGUGAAUUCUAAUUUCCUUCCCCCCCCCC